This is a messenger RNA of Fusarium redolens, 2934 nucleotides long. Its product is annotated as glycosyl hydrolases family 31-domain-containing protein. Gene Ontology annotation, molecular function: carbohydrate binding; hydrolase activity, hydrolyzing O-glycosyl compounds. The transcript is spliced from 7 exons. The record is from RefSeq and is a predicted model, not a curated record. Bases 1 to 2934 code for a protein of 977 amino acids. NCBI's taxonomy places the organism in Eukaryota, Fungi, Ascomycota, Sordariomycetes, Hypocreales, Nectriaceae. Gene Ontology annotation, biological process: carbohydrate metabolic process.
AUGUUACGAUACCUGCUCGCUGUAGUAGUAUUUAUAGGUGCAGCUCAAGGUGAGCCAUCGAUAUCGACUGUUGUGCAGUCCAAGACGGCCUCUCCUGAGAUUGCCGUCGCUCCCAGCCUGACGCCAACAUUCCGGGACCCUCAUGCACCCAAUCCACAGAAAUGCCCCGGCUAUAAGGCCACAAAUAUCAAGAGAGAUCUCAAAGGUGUGAAGGCAGACCUGAUCAUUGCUGGACCUGAUUGUCAGGCUUUUGGUAACGAUAUUCGUGACCUGGUACUUGAGGUUCAAUAUCAGACAAAAGAGCGGUUGAAUGUCAAGAUAUUUCCCAAGUAUCUGUCUGAACAGAACAGAACUCAGUAUGUCCUACCAGACUCGAUUGUAUUUGAGCCUGAGCGGGACAAAAAAACGACGAUCUCGAAUAGUGACCUCAGAUUCGAGUGGACUAAUUCUCCAAGCUUUCAAUUCAAGAUCACCCGAAGCUGUACUAGGGAGGUCCUCUUUUCAACGUAUGGCCAUGCUAUCGUUUUUGAGGACCAGUUCAUUGAAUUGGUAACCAACAUGGAACCUGACUAUAAUGUCUAUGGAUUAGCGGAGAACAUACAUGAUUUCCACCUAGGGCAAAAUUUCACACAAACUUUCUGGACCAAUGACGCUGGCAUUGAGCACGGCAACCCCAUCGAUGGUAAUAUCUAUGGUGUGCAUCCCUUCUACCAGGAGAGUAGAUAUAACAAGGGCAGCAACACCACUUCGCACGGUGUGUAUGCACGUAAUGCCCAUGGCCAGGAAUGGCUUCUGAGACCUGAGACUUUGACAUACCGCACUAUCGGUGGAAGUAUUGAUCUCUACUUCUUGAGCGGCCAGAAUAAGCAAGGAGGGUCUACAGCUAUUGAGACCAUGCGUCAGUAUCAUACUGGCUGUGUGGGUCUACCUGCAAUGCAGAUGUUCUGGACACUUGGUUUUCAUCAAUGUCGAUUGGGAUAUGACACCCUUGACAAGAUUGAAGCGGUCGUCGAGAAUUACAGGGCCGCUGAUAUCCCCCUUGAGGCUAUUUGGUCAGACUUUGACAUGUUUGAUGGCUUCCGCAGCUUCGCCAAUAAUCCCGUUACCUUUCCACCUGAUCGCAUGUCGAAAUGGGUAGACUGGCUUCAUGAGAAUGAGCAGUAUUAUGUUCCACUUGUGUGGGCCAACAUCUACCGCCCAAAUCCUGAUGACCCGAAGGAUACCUAUGGUCCUUAUGAACGAGGUGCCAAGCUGAAAGCCUUCAUCAGAGAUCCAGAGUCGAGCGACUUCUACACAGGCAACAACUGGCCUGGGUUUGUUGUCUGGGGAGACUUCAUGCUGCCUGAGACACAUAAAUGGUGGGCUGAAGAGCUCAAGAUAUGGUACGACAGUGUGCCUUAUGAUGGAAUGCUCUCUGAUCUCACAGAACCUGCUUCAUACUGCGUGGGACCCUGCGGAAAUAGCCGUCUUGAUAUGAAUCCAGUUCAUGUCCCGUUCUUGAUUCCUGGAGAGAAGCUCAACAUGUUCUAUGAGUAUCCAGAUGGAUUCAGUGUGACCAACGACUCUGAGGCUCAAAUGGCAAAAGAACUUGCGGCCAAUCAGUCAGCGGAACUUGAGGCCACUCAUGUCUUCCAAGUACCCGCUACAAGCACGCUAGGACGCACAGAGCCAACACCAGGUGUGAGAAACCUCACUUAUCCACCUUAUGUCCUUAACAAUCUGCAACCAGGCCACUCCAUCAGGAGAAUGACCAUUUCUCCAGAUGCAACUCACAAUGAUGAGUGGAACACCACUGAGUAUCAGAUGCACAAUCUGUUUGGCAACCAGAUCUCCAAUGCGACCUAUCAUGGAUUGCUUGAGUUGUUCCCUGGUCGUCGUCCUUUCAAUAUCGCCCGUGGCAAUUUUGCUGGCAUUGGCCGAUAUGCUACGAGAUGGGGAGGUGAUAACUCAUCAAAAUGGGGCAGUAUGUUCCUAUCCAUAUCACAUGCCCUGACACACAUGAUGGCUGGAAUUCCCAUGUUUGGAGUUGACAUCUGUGGUUACUCCCAUAACGCCAGCUUUGACCUUUGUGCUCGAUGGAUGUCUCUGGGUGCUUUCAUGCCCUUUUACCGCAAUCACAAUAUGGGCGGCACGAUAUCCCAAGAGGCUUUUGUCUGGUCAUCUGUUGCCGAGGCUUCACGUCGAGCUAUAGCGAUAAGAUACAGCCUUCUCAACUACAUCUACACUUUGUUUUACUACGCCAAUACCAAGGGCGACCUUGUGAUGAGGGCUUUGGCAUGGGAGUUCCCAAACGACGAAAGCCUCAAGGCCACCUAUUCGCAAUUCUUGCUGGGGCCCUCUCUUCUAGUAACACCCGUGCUCACCCCGAACUCCAACACAGUCAGGGGCGUGUUUCCUGGGAUUGGAAAAGGAACACGAUGGUAUGACUGGUACACAUUAAACGAAGUCCAUGCCAAGCCUCACGAGAACGUCACUCUUGAUGCUCCCCUGGAACAUAUAAAUCUUCAUAUGAGAGGGGGCACGGUAUUCACAUUACAAAAACCAGGAAAUACAACAGCAGCGACCCGGAGAAACCCAUUCUCACUUCUUUUGGCUCUGGACGAUAAUGAAUAUGCAGAAGGAAGUGUGUACUUUGAUGAUGGUGUUAGCCUCGAACCAGAAGCCACUAAGACAGUCUCUUAUACUUUUAGGAAGGGAGUCUUGAGGGCGGACACCCACGGUGACUACGAAGUCAAUCCUCCUCUUGUAAACAUAACUGUUGCUGGCCUUCGCAAGGAGCCCAAGAGCGUUGAGUUCCAUUCUAAUCAAGGGAAGCAAAAAGGUUUCUUACCCAAGCUUGAGUACAGUAACGGCACAGCAUAUGUAACAGAGCUGGAACAAGUUACACAGAACGGGGCCUUUAGAUAUGACUUUCAGGUUACAUUUAAGUACUAA